UUUAUGCAUAUGUUCACUCUAAAUUUACCAAAGAUUCAAAUAACUAAAUUUUAUUAUUAAUAUUUUUUUAAUGGAAAUUAAUUCUUUAUUUUUUAUGACUAUUGUCGUUUUUGUAUUGAAACCAGAUGAAGCAGAACAAAGCGCAGAUUAUCUUCGCCAUUAUAAAAAUUAUCGUGAUGUUUAUAAAAAAUAUAUCAAAUCAGUAGUUGGGAACAUAUGUUCACAAAUGGGAUUGAAACGAAUGCUAAAUCUAAAAUUGAAAAAUGAUUCAAAUUAUACUAUUAAUAUAGAAAAAGCAUUUCAAUCCGACGCAUCCAUGGCUAAUUUCAAAGCUGACUAUUCUUAUACAAUAAGUGUACUAAAUUACAAAUAUACUGAAAUACUAAAAAAAAUCCUUGGUUACGUAGAUAUUAUUCUUCAUAAAUGUAAGCAAUUUCAUGAGAAAAAUUUUACGGAAAAUUUUAUUUAUUGUGUAACAUUACUCGUAGAAGAAGUGAAAAAUUCCAAGACUAUGUUGGAAAACCUCUAUAACGCUAUGAAGUUUAUAAGCUACAUAGAUGUAAGAUAUGUGUUUAAAAGAAUCAUUGUACCAAAUGCUAUAGUUGAUGAAAUUGAUUUUUUUAAACAAUUUGUCUUACAAUAUACAUCAGAGACUGUAUCUUUUGAUCUCAAUAGCUUACCAAAUCUUAAAGACACUGAAGAUAAAUUUAAGAAAUUAAAUGAAUUUUAUACAGCAGCAUCAGAAAAAGUAAACAAUAUGUUUCAAAAUAGUAAUAUCAUCGACACAUCUGUAGAAACUAAUUCGAUAACAAAUCAAAUUAACGAAUGCACUAAUGAAAACGACUCUUACUUAGUUUAUUUAACAUGUAGUAAUCUUAAUUUAUAUUAUGAUGAAACCAUAAAAAUUUGGUACAAAAAUCUUGGCUUUGACCAAUUUCUGACACCAAGAAUACCUGAAUUCUUACCUCCAAUAAUUCCAAUAAUAAAUCAAAAUGAUGGAAUAAUAGCUCUUAAUAUUCUUCGUCUGGGAUCUGGUUGGAAAACAAUGAAUCACAUAAAUAUUAUUUAUAAUGGUAAAUCAUUCAGUGUAGAUUUUAUUAUGAAAGACAAAAUUGAUAACGUAAAUUUUCAAAUAAAAAAAGAGCAUGUAACACAGUUAUUAAGAUGUAGGUAUACAGAAAUAAUGAAAAAUUACGAUGUACUAUUAUCUGUCAUACUACAUACAUGCACCAUGAGUGCAAAACAUCAGUAUUACUAUUGUUUGGUUGAAUUAUUUGACUCACUCAAUAAAUCAAAAAAAAUGUUUAAUGGAUUGAAAUCUGCUAUAACUUCUUUAAAUGAGUCAUCAAUAUGGAGUUUUAAUGUAAGGUCUCAUUCGAGUUUACAGAAAAUAUUUGAUUGGGUUAUAGAUUUUCUAAGUUUAUUGAAUAACAAUGAGUUUUCUAAAGAUAAAAAUGUAAAAAAUGAAAAGCCGAUAACCGAGAAUGUUAAAAAACUACUAAACAUCUUUUCAAUGUUUCGUAAUAACUUCUAUAAAGAAUUAAAAAGCGAUUUGAAUCGCAUGAAUGAUCGGUGUUUUAUGAGAAAACCAUUUAUUGAAAAAUUCAAAAUAAUUUAUGAUUUAUUGCCAUUGACUGCUAAUCCAUAUUCAUCCCAAAUAUAUCUCACUGCGUGUAAUUAUUUUGACAAUUUCUGUGAAAAUGUUUACAAAAAUUGUUAUGAAGAUCUAGGUUUUGGAAAAGUUGAAAAUCUCAACACUAACUAAGACGACAGAUAAAUAUAAUUUAUUUUGUAUUAAAUAAAUUAUUUGUCUACAUUGCAUUCACUGU
This is a messenger RNA of Daktulosphaira vitifoliae (grape phylloxera), 1829 nucleotides long. RefSeq lists its product as uncharacterized. The coding region runs from base 71 to 1765 and encodes 564 amino acids. NCBI's taxonomy places the organism in Eukaryota, Metazoa, Arthropoda, Insecta, Hemiptera, Phylloxeridae. The record is from RefSeq and is a predicted model, not a curated record. The transcript is spliced from 4 exons.